CUCCUGCCCGCCGCUCCGGCGCGGCUCGGGCUCCGGACCACAGGACUGCGAACGGCCGGCUGAGCCCCGGGCGUGCCGCUAGCGAAGCAGCACAGGGCCCAGGAUGGCGCUCUCAGUGAUGGGGCUCAUCGUCUGCUGCCUCCUGCAAACCAUCCUCUCACUGAACCCCGAGGACCCCAAUGUGUGCAGCCACUGGGAGAGCUAUGCCGUGACUGUCCAGGAAUCGUACGCACACCCUUUUGACCAGAUCUACUAUACACGAUGCACAGACAUCCUCAACUGGUUCAAGUGCACCAGGCACCGGAUCAGUUAUAAGACGGCGUAUCGGCGUGGGCUCCGGACCAUGUACCGGCGGAGGUCGCAGUGCUGCCCUGGCUACUAUGAGAACGGAGACUUCUGCAUACCCCUGUGUACAGAGGAGUGUGUGCAUGGCCGCUGCGUUUCCCCGGACACCUGCCACUGUGAGCCUGGCUGGGGAGGUCCCGACUGCUCCAGCGGCUGCGACAGCGACCACUGGGGCCCCCACUGCAGCAACCGGUGCCAGUGCCAGAACGGGGCGCUGUGCAACCCCAUCACCGGCGCCUGCGUGUGCGCCGCCGGCUUCCGCGGCUGGCGCUGCGAGGAGCUCUGCGCGCCCGGCACCCACGGCAAGGGCUGCCAGCUGCCGUGCCAGUGCCGCCACGGCGCCGGCUGCGACCCCCGCACCGGCGAGUGCCUCUGCGCGCCCGGCUACACCGGCGUCUACUGCGAGGAGCUGUGCCCGCCUGGAAGCCACGGGGCUCACUGUGAGCUGCGCUGCCCCUGCCAGAAUGGGGGCACCUGCCACCACAUCACUGGCGAGUGUGCCUGCCCCCCAGGCUGGACGGGAGCAGUGUGUGCCCAGCCCUGCCCACCGGGGACGUUUGGCCAGAACUGCAGCCAGGACUGUCCUUGCCACCACGGAGGGCAGUGUGACCACGUGACUGGGCAGUGCCACUGCACAGCUGGAUACAUGGGGGACAGGUGCCAAGAGGAGUGCCCCUUCGGGACCUUCGGCUUCCAGUGCUCCCAGCGCUGUGACUGCCACAACGGGGGCCAGUGUUCGCCCACCAGCGGUGCCUGUGAGUGUGAGCCUGGCUACAAAGGCCCCCGCUGCCAGGAGCGGCUGUGCCCCGAGGGCCUGCACGGCCCAGGCUGCACCUUGCCCUGCCCCUGUAACGCCGACAACACCGUCAGCUGCCACCCAGUAACUGGAGCUUGCACCUGCCAGCCGGGAUGGUCUGGCCACCGCUGCAAUGAGUCCUGCCCUGCUGGCUACUAUGGCGAUGGCUGCCAGCUGCCUUGCAUCUGUCAGAACGGCGCCGACUGCCACAGCAUCACUGGGAGCUGCGCUUGUGCCCCGGGCUUCAUGGGGGAGAUCUGUGCAGUCCCCUGUGCAGCAGGGACCUACGGCCCCAACUGCUCGUCUGUCUGCAGCUGUACCAACGGCGGCACCUGCUCCCCGGUGGAUGGCUCCUGCACCUGCAAGGAGGGGUGGCAGGGUCUCGACUGCGCCCUGCCGUGUCCCAGCGGGACGUGGGGCCUGAACUGCAAUGAGAGCUGUGCCUGUGCCCACGGGGCGGCCUGCAGCCCCUCCGAUGGCUCCUGCGCCUGCGCCCCCGGCUGGCUGGGGGACACCUGCGAGCUGCCCUGCCCGGAUGGCACGUUUGGGCUGAACUGCAGUGAGCGCUGUGACUGCAGCCAUGCUGAUGGCUGUGACCCCAUCACGGGCCACUGCUGCUGCCUGGCCGGGUGGACAGGCAUCCACUGCGAUAGCACGUGUCCACCGGGUCGCUGGGGCCCCAACUGCUCCGUGUCCUGCAGCUGCGAGAACGGCGGCUCCUGCUCUCCAGAGGACGGGAGCUGCGAGUGUGCCCCGGGCUUCCGAGGACCCUUAUGCCAGAGAAUCUGCGCCCCUGGGUUCUAUGGCCACGGCUGCGCCCAGCCGUGCCCCCUCUGUGUGCACAGCAGCGGGCCGUGCCAUCACAUCAGUGGCGCGUGUGAGUGCCUCCCUGGAUUCUCCGGAGCUCUCUGCAACCAAGUGUGUGCUGGAGGGCACUUUGGGCAGGACUGUGCCCAGCUCUGCUCCUGUGCCAACAACGGGACCUGCAGCCCCAUCGAUGGCUCCUGCCAGUGCUUCCCUGGGUGGAUUGGCAAGGACUGCUCACAGGCUUGCCCACCUGGGUUCUGGGGCCCCGCCUGCUUCCACACAUGCAGCUGCCACAACGGGGCGAGCUGUAGCGCCGAGGAUGGGGCCUGCCACUGCACCCCUGGUUGGACCGGACUCUUCUGCACGCAGCGCUGCCCAGCAGCGUUUUAUGGGAAGGACUGUGGGCGCGUGUGCCAGUGUCAGAACGGCGCCAGCUGUGACCACAUCAGCGGCAAGUGCACCUGCCGCACGGGCUUCACCGGGCGACACUGUGAGCAGAGAUGUGCCCCAGGAACCUUUGGCUACGGGUGUCAGCAGCUAUGUGAGUGCAUGAACAAUGCCACCUGUGACCACGUCACGGGCACCUGCUACUGCAGCUCUGGAUUCAAAGGGAUCAGAUGUGACCAAGCUGCCCUCAUGAUGGAGGAGCUGAAUCCCUACACCAAGAUCAGCCCAGCGCUGGGUGCGGAGCGGCACUCGGUGGGGGCCGUCACGGGCAUCGUCCUCCUGCUGGUCCUCAUUGUGGUGUUGCUGGGCCUGUUCGCCUGGCGCCGGCGGCGCCAGAAGGAGAAGGGCCGGGACCUGGCUCCCCGUGUCUCCUACACACCUGCCAUGAGGAUGACCAGCACUGACUACUCCCUCUCAGAUUUGUCUCAAAGUAGCAGCCACGCCCAGUGCUUUUCCAAUUCCAGCUACCACGCACUGGCGUGCGGGGGGCCUGCCACCAGCCAGGCCAGCAGUCUGGACAGGAACAGCCCCACCAAGGUGCUUGUGGAAUGGAUAGACGUCAGAACACAUACAUUAUGGACAAAGGCUUCAAAGUUGCACCUGCUUAGCAAACGCUUGUGGGCUUUUUUAUACAUGCCAACUAAACGUCUUCGGAAAUGUAAAACACCAUUAUCCAACGAAUUAGUACCAGUUAAAUUGAUUAUAAAAUCUGAAAUAAAGUCAAUCUACCUGCCCCAGAGGGCUCCUGUCAUUGCGCUGGCGAGGAACACCAACCUGCACCUGCUGGCUUCUGGGGCAUGAGGAAUGAAAAUGAUACCUAAUGUUAAUAUUGUAUGACGCUCCACCCUGACGAGAUCUCUAUCCCAGAGAGCGAGGAAGCCAGGACUAAUCCCUAACACACGGGAACUGUAAGACGGAUCAUCCUUUUAGGAAGCGUACAGGUGAAACCAAAGGUGAAAGGUCAGGUCCUGUCCUGGGCUAGGCCCUAGGUUUAAAUGACAUAACAUGUGAAACAGGUGGCUUUGAAAAUUAUGUCACUUAUUAACUGUGACCAACCUCUCCAAGGCCCAGUUUCCUCUCCUGCAAGGUUGGGAUAAUCAUCCCUGUCCUGUGGUCUAAAAGGUUAUCCUGUGUCUGAUAAAAUCACAGGGGGGAGCUGUUUUUGCAUAUUGUAAAGGGUUGUACUAAUGUAACAGAGCUGUCCUUUUGUCUCUGAGGUCUGUUUAAAAGAGUCUCAGCCAAACUGAAAGAUACGAGUGGUAUCAACAACCCCAGUAGGUAUCCUAAAUCUAGCUGUGCACCAGAACUGCCUGGAGAGUGCCUCAGGGUAUCCUCAUGUAGCAAGUCACCCAACUGACACUUAGGAACCACUGGUCUAGACUGACUCAGAUUUCCCAUUCUGGUCUAGACUUACCCUUAGAACACGUAAGACCACUUCCUAACCAAGGAGAGCUAGUCAUCUACAGCCCUCAGUGGGGUGGUUAUUAGAAGUGGGGGUGAGCCAGGGGCGGGUGGUGGUGAGAACUGUGCUGAACAAGACAGCAGGAAGGCCAAGCCCCCAUCAGCGCCUGUUAGGAUGUGCAUGGUCCAGGAGAACAAUGUGAGGCCAGGAGGUCGCCCGCAGGCUCCUGGCCAGCCAGAGGGUACUACACCCUUGGGAGCAUCACUGUGGCCAUUUUGUGUUAGUUUUGAUUUAACCCGUCCAAAUAAAGGCCAACACCAUUCCAGUAGAUGAGGCUAACCAACAGCAAAGACAACUAUACUGUUUUAUCACUAUGACCUGGGACCUCAGUUUCUUCUCAAAGAGGCACGGGGAUUGGUCAGAAGGGCCCUGAGAGUGUGCAUGACGCAAGCGUGAAUAAGCCCGGCCAGGCCCAGACGCCUCACCAAAGGAGCACGCAGCUUCCCUGUGCGCUCUGCUGUCCUGUGUUGUGAGGAGAGCAGCUGCUUUCAGACUCGCAGCCAUAAAUGUAAAACAAAGCUAAGGACAGCAGUGUCUCCGCCUUGGCGUCAUUCAUUCCUGUUUUGUGGGAUCACAACAUCUGAGCCUCUGAGUGCGGGGACGGCCUAGCAGGCUAGCAGCCAGAUUUCGUUUCACCACUCUGGCUACAAUCAUCCUUUAGAGAGAAAAGAGGGAGGGCUGUGUAGGUAAAUGUACCGGCAGUUGCUGGUGACCAACACAUCAGAACAAGAGGAGAAUGGAAUGUCACAGUUCAGAACUUGACAGAAAUACUUCUUAAAGACGUGGACUAAACCCAACUAACUGGUUCAACUCCCCAAAUAAACACUUAAUAAACUAGUUUGUACCAGAAUUAUUUCCUAAAACUACUGGGCCAAACCAAAUCAUAACUACCAAGAGUUAAGAGUCUCAGUGUUUUCUGAACUCAGUGAGAAAGAGCCAGGCCUGGGAGUUAAAAGAUUUG
Molecule: messenger RNA, 4818 nt
Organism: Camelus dromedarius (Arabian camel)
Lineage: Eukaryota; Metazoa; Chordata; Mammalia; Artiodactyla; Camelidae
Gene: MEGF11
Product: multiple EGF like domains 11
Exons: 23
Coding region: 104-3196 (1030 amino acids)
Biological process (GO): heterophilic cell-cell adhesion
Molecular function (GO): scavenger receptor activity; protein binding
Source: RefSeq, a predicted model, not a curated record